AUCAAGAGAUGAAGCGUAUCGCAACUUUGUGCGACGGCUUCGACACGUCUCGUCGAUAAGAAAAAGAAAGGCUCAUGGAAGAGGCGGUAAGGAUGCGUUGGCGAGGGAGCGCCAGAGCGGGGAGACGAGCCGGGCUGAUCUCCACAUGGGACGUUGAGGAUGGUGGCAUUGGGCGCACUCGCUGACCUCAAGACUCAAGAGUCAAGGCCUACGGAGUAUGUACUAAUCAACACGGAUGGAUACCAACUCAAGAGUGACUUGCAGAAGCGAGGAAAAAAGAGCUGAAGCAUAGACGAGAAGAUGCAAGGCAUGGAUAGUGGAUUGUACUCCGUAGUGGAUGAUGCAUGGGAACAAAGUGCAGUGUGUGUGUGCAAAUGUACGUACUGCGUACCAAGCAGCUCGCCUCACCCUGUUCACCUCGUCUUAGUGGACCGCAAUCGCUGGGCGACCCCGCCGCCAUCUGAGGAAGGGCCUAGCUCUCCCAUUACCUCCAGAACGAACUUGGUUGCUUGGGCUGCCUUCCCAGCGCCCAUCGUCCCAGAUUGUGUCCAGUGUAUUAUUGUCUGCGCACCCCGAAAAGCACAGAGCCUCAUCGUUAAUUCACCAACCACAAUUCGACACCCCACGCCGUCGAACCUUCCAUCAUUCAAUCGCGACGACCAAACCUUUCGAAGAGCGACCGAUGCGCACCACAGGGUUCGAUAUACUCUCGCGACCAUGAUGCGAGAUCCGCGUCGCCGGAGCCCAGAGAGCUCUCGGCGGCGAAGAAGAGACCGCCGUGGUUCUCGCGAACAACUCGCCACCGCUGCCGACGAAAGCGUCAUAUCCAGCAUUCCCGGUCCAUCAUCGAGGGCCCCAACACAGCAGCAGCCCCUGCCGGCCCUGUAUUCGCCGUCGCAAUCGCAAUACCCCCAAUCCUAUACCGAACCUCAGAGAUACCCCGAAGCCGAGAGAUAUGCUGCCCCUUCUGAGAGAUACUACGAUCCUCAGAGAUAUGGCGAACCCCAACGAUACCCCCAACCCGAACAGUACCAGCAGCAUCAACAGCAGUAUCCCCCUUCCGAGGCCUUCGUUCAGCCUCUAGGCUAUGGCCAACCCGAACGAUAUACCCAGCCGCAGGAAUAUCAAGGACAGCAUCACCAGCCCGAGAGGAUGCGACCGCGAGGUGGCUCCAGUGCUUCUUCGUCCUCUUCCACAUCCUCCUCCAUGCUCAACAUUUCAGCAAAAAGCCCCAAGUUUGGCGGCCUCUUCAACACUUUCUUUAGGGCCCCUUCUGAGCAGCGCAAACGUCGUAGGAGAAAGAAGCAGAAAGCCCGCAUUCUCUCCUUUGGCAACUCCUCUUCCUCAUCCGUCAACUCUGACAUGGCUUACGGUCGCGGCUACAUUGACCGCGACAAAAGUCAGCUUACGAGCCCGGCGCCUCAAGCCUACGCGAGCCCCUCGCUGUACCGCACUGAACCGGCUGACGCCCGUCAACAACAACAACAACAUCCGCCUCCGAUGCCCCGCGACAAGACCGAUGAGGAAAUUCUCGAGAUUGGCCGCCAACUGCAAGACAUUGCCCGGAGGCAGAAUGACCAUGAUCUCAAGUCUGCUGCCAAGUCGCGGACGUCCCAGCUUGCCGGUACUGCGGCUGGUGCCGCAGCCGCAGCCGCCGCCUUCAGCCAUUUUCGUAGUAAGAGUAAGAGCGACACCAAGACCAGAGGAUCUGGCACUUCUAAACCUAAUGAAAACGCUUCUUCCUCGGACGAUGACUGGGAAUCAGCGUCUGAAGAUGAGUCUACUACUACGGACGAUUCCGACAAUGGUCUCGCAUAUGGCUCUGCCGUCAAGCCGUCCAAAUCAGCAAGGAUCUCAACAGCGCCCCCGGAGCAGAUCAAGCCACCAUCACGGAGGAGUACCAUUGUGGACCCACGCCUCUUCGGACCCGUAAACUCUCUUCGCGGCGCUGUAAAAAGUCCAUGCGGCUUCGGCGAAGAAGACCCCCGCUCCGCUGGCUCUUCCCGCCGCCACCACGAAGAGACGGUAGCCCAGGUCGAAUCGCCCAAGACGGGAAAGCAGCCGAUGCAGCGUAUAUACCCCGUGCCGACCUCGGAUCCCGAUAAGUUCGACUACGACCGUAGCUCUGUAACUUCAUCCCGCCAGGAUAUUCCCCAGCGUGCCCGACCCGAUCCGGUCCCUAUCCAGCAGCCUAUUCCCAUCGUGCCUCUCCCGUCCAAGGUUUACGAUGCAGAGAGAUUCGAGGAGGAGGAGGAGCGCCGGAACUCUAAGCAACCUCGCCUGCCGCCCAAGGGCAGGAGCGCUGCCGAGAAUGCCAUCGCUGGCGUAGGCAUUGCUGCCGCGGCUCUAGGUGCGACGAUGGCUGCUAACCGUAGAGACUCGGGCGAGUACCUCGAACGUCCCGAUGAGCGCCGAAGUGAAGUACGAGAUCAUCAUAGGGAGGAGCACCGCGAUUCCUGGCAAAACCGCCGCAAGGAGGAAGAGCCCGAACGUCCGGUAAGGAUCGAGCUGGAAGACCGCGACCCUCACGAUCAGAACGAUCCCCGCCGGCCACAUCGACGCAACAACGUUGAGAUCAUUGACGACCGAGACAAGCAUCGUGCCGGCCGUUCUGAUCCAGCCUAUGAGGCCCUGAAGAAGCCCGACGUUGAGACUGACCCUCGUCCGGAGGUGUACAAGUUGCCCCAAGGUGAUGAGAUUCGAGUUGAGUACGACCCAAAAGAUGACCGCCGGCCACGUGAGGAACCCAAGGAGCCUCGUAGGGAUGACCGUAAGCCGGUGGUGGUCGUAGAUGAACGCCGGGAUGCGAAGCGGGUAGAGAAGCCGACUGAGGCGCCCCGAGAGAAACAUGGGGUGGAGCAUCCCGAGGCCCCCAAUGCACAAGCCCCUAUUGACCCUUUCCAGUUCCAGGUCGCUGAUGAUGCCUUCCAAACGCCAAAGUACGCCACCCCGAAGAGGCCCUUGACGCCCCAGGUCGUCACCGUCGACCGCGAACCCAACUUUGACGACUCUCCACCGAGGAAGCCCGACUACUCCGAAUCCCGAAUGAGCCGCAAAGACUCCUUUGAACUCGAGAAGCGUCUGGAGCAGUACCAGCAAGGAGCACGAGACCGUUCCCGGACCCCUGAGCCGCGCCGUCGGAGGGACUCGCUCCAAGAGGAACAGCAUGCUGCAAAGACCAUCUACGAGGAGGCCAAGCAUGCUACCGUGCCAAUAGCCGCCGCCGCCAUUGCCUCUGCCAUCGCUGUCGAGGAGGAGAGAUCACGCAAGCACCGCAACGAUCAAGUGACCGAGGAUGGCUCCCGUGACAGGUCCCAAGCUACCAAGGACGCCGUGCAGGAGGAGGCAGAUAGGUACUACCGUGAGACUGUCAUCGCCCGCAAGAUUGCAAAGGACGAGAUCCGCUCGCGCAGCGCAUCUCCCCACGACGAGUCUGUCGUUGGCAAGUGGCAGGACCACGACGAGGGUCCUGAUAUCGUUACAAUCGUAACGCCGCCGGAGAUGGAUCACCCUCAUGACAAGAGCCCCUACGACGCGCCCAACGCCGACGUUCGCAUUGAUCAUGUCAUCAUCCCCGACGAGCUUAACCGCUUCCGCCUGCCCCACCGUCAGCUCGAUCCCGGCGCACAGCCGAUCUUCCAAUCUCGCGAUCCUUCUGCUGAGCGUGAACGACCACUGCUAAACCUCGUCUUGCCUACGCCCGUUGUUACCCCACGCCACACGCCUGCCCCCGAGAAGCAAGCGGAACGACAAUUUUCCAGCAGAAGCCAGGAGCCUGUUCAACCACGAUCAGUUCCUUCAACUGAGCCACCUUCUUCUGCAACCGCGCCUACCACUGAAAUCGUUUUCGGACCCAGAGGCGAGGUUAUGGAAAGGCCUACGACACCCACAGCCAAGUCCGUCACUUGGGGCGAAAAUGAGACAAAGAGCUUCCAGAUCGAGAGCCCAGAACCUCCGAAAAAGGCGCCGUCCAGCACUUCUAGCAAGUCAAAGAAGAAGAAGAAAUUGGGCAAGAGUUCACCAUGGGGCAUCAUCGCGGCGGGCGUCGCUGGUGGAGCUGCAGUGGCUGCAGUCUCCGAAGCUUCCGAAGCUCCCAAGAUGCGCGAUCCUUUCGAGAGCAAGCCGGACGAAGAUAGGGAGAGGCGUAGUCCGCCAGAGUCACCAAAGUCUCGUAGCGUUGAGCCUAUAUCGCCCAUCAUCGAAGCUGCCCCGUCUAAGCUCACCACGUCGUUCGAAGAUGAAGCAGACUUGCCUCCCGCCCCCGGCCCCAAGCCGUCCAGUCCUCAGACAUCUAGAAUGCCUGGCGCCUUUGCGGAUGAUCUAGAAUUUGCCUCUGUGCUGGCGGCUGGUCUCCAAGACACUGGGUUUGACCCGAACAUCGUGAUUGACAACCCUACCUACAUGCGCCGCGACAGCCCGCCGGGACAGAGUGAGCCGGCCGUCUACCACCAGCCUUUUGCGGAGACUGUCACCGACCUGGGCAUCUAUGGCCCCGAUCACACGCAUGAUGGGCCUACUGGAGGCGACCGCGGUUUUGUCAUGGGCGAGGUGCCAGAAACGCCAGUAGCCGAAAAGGAAUUGCAUAACGGCCACGCGGCUGACUCCCCUCGUGAUAAAGAGCGCCGUGACAAGGGCAAAGCUAAAGAGGUGCCAUUUGUUGAGCGGGAGCCGCUAGUUGAAGAGGCUGAGCCGUCGAGGAAGCUGAGCAAGAAGGAGAAGCGCAAGCAAAAGGCGUCAAAGAGGCAAAGCCUAGACAACGCGCUGCCUGACGAGACUUACGAUGUCCCCGAAUCAAGAUCACAGCGUGAACCUGCUUCUUCGUCUGCACCGGCCCCUGUCUACGAAAGACCGCACGGCUAUUAUGACGUUCCCGAAGCGACAUCACGACCUGAACCCAACCCAUUUGCACCGAUGGAUCAAGCAUACGCCAGACCUCACAGCUAUCACGAUGUCGCCGAAGCUGCACCCCAACCUGCGCCAGCCCCUUACUCGCAAGCAGUGCCCACCUACGAUAGACCUCAUAGCUACUACGGCGAGCCAACAAUCGCUUACCGAGACCAACCUGCUCCCUACGCAGACACAGGCCUUCCUUACGAGAGGCCUCACAGCUACUACGACACCCCUCAAAGCCCGGAAACCGUUGUGGCGCUUGGCUCAAAGACUCGUGAAUUCCAGGACGCACCUACCUGGGAUCUGCCCAACUCUUCUGGGACAGCGCACUCCUACGGCGAGACUCCCGCCUCUAGAGCGGUGGACUCCGAAGCUGCCCCGGCAGAUACCGAAGCCUCCCCAUCAACGAAAACGAGUAAGAAGGACAAGAAGGAGAAGAAGAGGCGACCCUCGAGAUCUGAUAUCGUUGUCACAUAUGAUGACGAUGAGCCAGAAACCCAAGAGCCAUCUUCUUACAACGAGUCGAACACCUCCCGCGAGAAGCUGCCUGAGAAGGAAUUAUACCGCUCUAGUGAACCUCAAGAGGCUGGUGACGACGCGUGGGACGAGCCUGCGAAGAAGAAGAAGUCCAAGAAAUCUAAGCAGAGCUCAGACGAAUGGACAGACGUCGAGAAACAAAGCGAUUACACCGCGACUCCAACCGCCGAACGGAGCAGCACUCGCGACGGUCUUGAGGACUGGGACGAUCUUCCGGCCAAGUCUCAGCGGGACCGUUCCAAGUGCGAAGACCGAGAUGUGAGCUCUGUAGUGUCUGAUCCGUCGAGCAGGCGAGAGAAGUCAGAACGCCGUUCCAAGAGCAGCCGGCAAGACGACCGCGACGUGAGCUCCGUUGUCUCUGACCCUGCGAGCCGACGUGACAAAUCUGAUCGUCGAUCUCGAAGCAGCCGGUACGAGGAUGCUGACGCCAGCUCGGUGGUCUCUGAUCCCUCUAGCCGGCGUGAGAAAUCCGAUCGCCGGUCCCACAGCAGUCGCUUCGAUGAUAAAGAUGCUAGUUCAGUAGUGUCCGACCCCGCCACACGGAGCGAAAAGUCAGAACGUCGCUCCAAGAGUCGUCGUGAGGACGAUCGGGACGCGGCAUCUGUUGUCUCUGACCGUUCGUCUCGUCGCGAGAAGUCUGACCGACACUCCAACGGGACUCGCUACGACGACGACGCCAAGUCGGUGGUGUCCGAAAGUUCUGAACGUAAGAGACGCAGUCGAGACGACAAGAAGAGUCCCAAGGAAGACGAGAAGCGCAGUAGCGGCUUCUUUAACAACUUAUUCGGAAACAGAAGCAGUAAGGAUGUAUCUGGCAAGGAUGAGAAGUCGUCUUUUUUAGAUAAUGCCGGCACCCUUGGCGCGGGUGCCGGCUUGGCGAGCGCCGUGGCAGCUUUGGGCUCCAUGAUGUCCCGCUCCAACGCCAACGAACCGCAGUUGGAAGAGUCGUCAGAUGCUCUCCGACAUCGCGAGAGAUCCGCCAGUCCCCCGCGAGACGUUGACAUCGUCGAUCCUGAGAUUGUGCCGCGGAUUAUUAGACCUGCUAUCGAUCCUCAGUACGGAGACUUCCUCCCUCUGCCACCCAGUCCAAUGCCGCCCAGCACGCCUGGCUCGCCCACCCAAACAGUCUUGGAUGAGCUUCCUGCCUUGCCCGACAGCCGGCCGGAGACGCCACCGGAAGAACGCAGGCGUCAGCACGAGACCAAGACACCAAAGACACACGCGCGCAAGCGUAGCAACAUGGAGACACCGACCAGAAGCCCUAGUCAGACAGCCGUGCCCUUCAAGCUGCGACUCGGGCAGAGGUCGGCACCUUCGUCUCCCGGUACCUUUGGAGUCUCGCCAGUCACUUCCCCAGCAGUGCCGACGUUUCCCGAGAACACACACAUCACUCCUCCUCACCCCGCUUCCCUGUCCAGGCGCCCUUCGAGGCCCAUCUCGUGGGAAAAUAGCCGCGAGAUCAAGCCACUCUACCUACUUGAACAGGCUCGUCAGGAAACCGCAGCUCAGUCAAUGGAGCCACCCAUUGAUUUCCCAGAACUGCCUCCGAGCGAGCCGUCCUCGCGGGAGUCUCCCGCACCGGAAUUCGCGCUGCGUGAUGAGGAUGUGAACUACUUCCAUCAGCUUCAGGCAUCACCCUUUGAGCCUGACCUUCGUCUUGACACGGAUAUGUCACGCUAUCCUGAAAAGAUGACGCGCCGUUUCAGCUCGCAAGAAACUACGCCCAAGGCAGAGCAUGCAAUCCAGCAUGCUGGUGCCUUGUUUAAUGCGGCAUCGCCUGGCCUUCCCGCUACUGCAGAUGCCGCCAAGGGGUUGGAUUUGUCAGAGCAUGAUCUAGAGAUGCUGCCCGCACUUCCUGCUAGCUCUCUGACGUCGCCGACAACAAGAUUGGAGACUGGAUCGGCAUCCCCUCUUUCUCAAGAGAGAGACUUACCAGGCCCAUCAUCGCCAUCAGUUGCAGGAACUGCAGUCACUUUAAGAGAGUUGCAAGACUUGCCAGCCCUUCCUGCCAGCCCUGUGGCAUCCCCAGCAACGGCUAUUGCUAGUCCUAUCCAUCAUGCGGCCAAGUUAGAGCAGCUACCUGCCCUUCCCGACAGCCCCGUGACGCACGCAACUGAGAUGCCCGAACCGGAACAAGUAGAGAUUACGUCCAAAGAAAGAAGUUCGUAUCUCCUACACAUGACGCCCCCAUCAAUCAUCAAAAAUCUAAUGGAUCGUGACACACCAGACACACCAUCGAGCCCUACGCCAAACCGGUCCCGUGAUAUUGCUGCCAACUUGAUCGAGGUUGAUCAUGAUGGCCAUUCCCGUGAUGAUGCUAUCGGUGCUCUGUUAGGAGGUGCCGCGGCUGGUCUGGGAGCUGCCUAUCUGGCAGACCGUCUCAAAAGCCAUGACAAGUCGGCAGAACUUGACCGCGAAGCAAAGGCCUUGGAGGCUCCCGAGCCAGCGGAGCCACCAAUGGUUGAGGCGAAGAAAUCCAAGAAAGACAAGAAAAAGAAGAAGAAGGGUAAGGGUGCGUCAGUCCACGGUUCCAUCCUUCCCCCAGAUGAGCCUACUUCUUCUGUUCUUGCAACAGAUGCCGAUAAGACCUUGGUGUCAGCCGAGCCACUUGCAACCGACUCCAUCGACAAGGACUUCUCGCCGUCAAACGACCAAGCUCGCACCAUGCCAAUUGAAGAGUUAGCCCACGUCUCGAUUAACGACACUGUUCACGCCGUGCCACUCGACAAAUCUGUGGUGCCUUCCGCCAAGGUUCCCUCAUUCGAUGUCUUCCCUGACGAUAUGACCAAUUUGCCAUCGCUUCCUGCUGCGUCUGCCGAUGAGGACGCACUUCUCUCAGCCGAUUUCACUCCCUCACCAGCUCAGCGUGCCGAUGAAACGCUGCCUCCAACUCAGGCUCGUCUGUCUCCGGAGUCGAAAGCUGGGGCACUUGCCGCGAUCGAUGCACUUCCACAUAUUGCAAGCAACGGUGACGACGCGGAAAACCCCCCUACAGAACCGUCUGUAGAUCGCAGCGCGCUGGUCAAGGAAGCCGUUCCUGAAGCCGCUACACCUGAGCGUUAUCUCGAGGAUGACGCGUCUGACAAAAAGCUGUCAAAGAAAGAGAGAAAGAAGCAACUCAAGAUCAAAAAGGCUUGGGAGCAGGCUCAGGCUGAGAUGCAGGAGCUUGAACAAUCCGCCGGGUCGACCGAGCAGAACAGCAAGGCCACCUCCGAAGCAAACACGACGCCGUUCGCCAAUUCCACGCCUGUGUUUGAGCAGACUGCAGAGACUACCGAGGCCGAGCGAGCUGCGGGCGUCCCGCUACCUGAGGUCUCGGAUGAGGUUUUUGAAGCUCCUCUCGAGUCGUUGGCUGAUGUUGGGCCCGCUCCCGAACCCGAAGUUGCUCCCGAAAUAGAGGCGAUGCUAACUUCCCUACCUGCGGUUGAACAAGCGGCAGCUAUCCCUCUACCAGAGGCCUCGGACGAGGGCCUUGAUGCUCCUCUGGACUCUGUGGCCCCUUUCGAGCACAAGCCUGACACCGCUUUCGAUGCAGAGGCACUGCCAACUUCCUUACCGAUUCAUGGCCAAGCUACAGAGACCCGUGAGAUCGAGCAAACUCCAGCUGAGCCGCUCCCCGAGAAGGUCGAGGAUGUGUCUCAGUUGGAGGUCAAGGAGGCGUCCAAAGAGCCGGUCAAGGUCAAGACAGAGGAGGAGCCCAAAUUCGAAGAGGAUCCCUUUACUGGUUUGAGUAAAAAGCAGAAGAAAAAGAAGAUGGCAGCAAUGGCAGCAGCAGCUACCGCCGCCGCCGCUGCAAUCGCCACCCGCGAAGCUGACGCUUCUGAAGCCAAGGAAGCCCCCGUCUCUCCAAUCCCACUUCUCGAAGCCAUCUCGGAGCCGCCAAUUGGUGCCGAAAAGGCAACUGAGACCACCACGGAUGCCGAAAAAGCUGCAGAUGUCCCUCUCUCUGAAGUCUCGGAGCCUAUUCCAGAGACUUCUCUCGAGCCUGUCGAUGGUCUCAAGGAGAAGGAGUCUUCCGAUGCCGAAGUUGCUGCUGCUGUUCCGCUACCUGAAAAUGUCAACGAGUCGCUCGAGCCAGAGAUUGAGCCAGAGGUUGUACAGGUUCAGCCUGAAGAGCAGCCCGAAGAGCAACCCGAGGUUGAGGUGGACCCCUUUGCUGGUCUCAGCAACAAACAGAAGAAAAAGAAGAAGGCCGAGAUGAAGGCAGCCGCUAAAACUGCUGAGGCCGCUGUGGCCGCCGCCGCCAUGCCACUUCCUGAGCAAGUCAACGAGUCGCUCGAUCCGGAGGCCAUUUUUGAGCCAAUCCUUGCUCCCAAGGAGAAGGAGAAGGUGUUUUCCGAUGCCGAAAUUGCUGCUGCCGUUCCACUACCUGAGCAUGCCGAUGAAUCGCUCGAACCAGAGAUUGAACAGGCCAAGCUCCAAGCACAGCCAGAGCGUGUCGACGAGUUGCUCGAACCAGAAGUCGAGCAAGCCAAGCCUGAAGAGCAGCCCGAGGUUGAGGUGGACCCCUUUGCUGGCUUGAGCAACAAGCAAAAGAAAAGGAAGAGGGCCGAGAUGAAGGCAGCCGCUGAGGCUGUCGAGGCUACUAAAGCUGCGGAGGCUACCGAGGUUUCUGAGACUACUGCCGUCGACGCCGCCGCCGUUCCACUUCCUGAGCAUGUCGACGAAUCACUAGAAUUGGAGGCCGAACAACCCAAGCCUGAAGAGCAGCCAGUGGUCGAGGAGGAACUAGUGGUCGACAAGCAGCCUGCAGUCGAGGAGCAGCCUUCGGUUGAGGUGGACCCCUUUGCUGGCUUGAGCAACAAACAGAAGAAAAAGAAGAAGGCCGAGAUGAAGGCAGCUGCUGAAGCUGCUGAGGCCGCUGGUAUUGCUGCCGCUGCUGAGGCCGCUGAAGUAAGCAGAGCGGUGGAAGUCGAGCAACCAGCAGUCACGUCACCCUCGGGCCCCAUCGAAGAGGACAAGCCAGCUAAUGAAGCGACUACUGCUCCUGAAACCAGCACCUCUCAAUCUAAGGAAUCCAUCGAGCUUGAGCAGCCUGCAGCCACUUCUCUUGCAGAUAUCGAGGAAAAGAAGCCUGAAGCAGAGCCGGAGCAGCCCAAGGUAGAGGAAGACCCGCUUGCAGGUUUGAGCAAGAAGCAGAGAAAGAAAAAAUUGGCUGAGAUGGCUGCUACCGCCGAGGCUGCCGCUCAAGCCAGCGCCGCUCAAGCUAGCGAAACUCCCGAGGCGUCAAAAUCUCUUCCAGAGCCUUGUCUGGCCCCCUCUGCCGAUGUUCAGGAGGUCAAGGACACGGAUGAAGCUGAAAAGCUCCCGGCACUCCCCAUUAUUGAGGAACCGGUUCCUGUCCCCGUCCUAGAUGCGGCCCAGGAAUCACUGCCUGAGAUCAACGAUCUCAAGGAGGAAGUCGAGACUGACCUACCUAUUUCAUCCCCGGUUCCUGACUCUUCAGUCCCUGACACCAAGAAGGAUAAAAAGAAGAAGAAGAAGAAGGGCAAGAAAUCUCUGGAUGAGACAAACGAACCUCUUCGAUCUACUUCGGCCCCCGAGUCCUCAACUACUUCUUCUCAACAAGACACUCCUGCAUUGCACAUCGAAGAAAAGUCGGUUGGCACCGCUGAUGACGUUGCACCCGUGCAGCAAGAGUCCGUUUCCGAAGCGCCGGAAGCCAAGUCCGCCGGGAUCCAGGACAGCCUUCCUGACCAGCAACUCGAUAUCCAUGGCCCCCAGGAAAAGCCCAACACACCAUUGGAAUCAUUGCCGUACCCCUCUGAGUCUAAGGACAAGUCACUCGACCCAUCUGACAGCUUGUCUGAGCAGCAGAUUGCAAUUCUUGACCAAGACGACAAGCCCACCGACACCAACGUGGUGGCCAUUGGCGAAACUCAGCGUGUACCUUUACCACAAGAGGAAGGCCCAGCCACGCUUGAAGAUGACCCCUGGCAGCUAGACGAGGACCCAUGGCAACAACCACCCUCUAUCUCUGGACAAGGAGACAUUCCUGCAAAGAGCGAUGAGGUUUUACAGCCCCUGAAAGCCGAUCAAAUCACUGAUGACACCUCUGUCGAAUUGCGGGAAGCAGUGGACCCAGCUGAGGCCGAGUCUGCGCCUUUGUCCAAGAAGCAGAAGAAGAAGCUGAAGAAGUCCAAGAACGACCAGACCGCUGACGCUUUAGUUGAAGCUGAAGCAAAGCCUCCUUCCACCGAGCCAGCUGCAAGCACAGAGCCUUCCGCUUCGGAAUUGAAGUUGGUAUCGACCGAUAAUGACACUCCUCAACUUGCCUCCGUAGAACCUGCUGCCGAUAACGCAGUGGUCGAAUCGCCCGCUGCGAAAGCAUCGGAGGAGACACCCGUUUUGCCUGAUGCCGAACCAGAUGCUGCCACUGUUCCUCUCCCAGAGGACGAUGGCGAUUUUGUUAAGCAGGUCCCCAAACAGAUCGUUGCCAAAACGGAUGCAGUAGCGAUGCCUCUCCCUCAAGAUGCUGCCCAAAAGGCCUAUGAGGUAUCUGAACCAGCUUCGGCCGAGAAAGACGCCGCUGCGCUCCCUCUUCCGGAGGAUGUUACCGAAAGAGCCUCCAUUCCCGCUCCUGAAUCUUUUGACAACGUGCCACCUGUUGUCGACGACAACGCAAUGGCAAAUUCUGAGCCUAGUCUCAUGGAGCCGCCACCAGCUGAACCCAUCCAGCUCGAGACGUCCGGCAAAAAGAAGAAAAAAAAGAAGAAGGCCAAGAGUGCUUUGCUGUCACAGCUGGAUGACGUAUUGCCGUCCGAGUCGACGCCUCUACAAUCCCCAGGUGUUCAAACGCCUACCACCGAGGCUCCUAUCACCAAGACUCCCGUCAACGAGACUGCCGCUACCGAUGUCCUUGUUGGCGAAGGUCCCGUCAUCGAUACCCCGGCGUUCGAUGCCUGGGGAAUCGAGAGCCCUGCUUCCGAGUACUUGACCAACGCCCCUACUACUGAAGCUCCCUCUGUUGAGGCUCCUUCCGUCGAGACUCUUACCGCCGAGACUCCUACCGUUGAGACUCCUGCCGUUGAGACUCCUGCCGUUGAGACUCCUGCCGUUGAGACUCCCACCGAGACUCCGGCUGCUGAGACUCCGGCUGCUGAGACUCUGGCUUCUGAGACCCCGGCUGUUGAGACCCCGGAGGUCGAGACUUCGACAGAUGCGGCUUCAUCAGCGCAAGCUCUCUCCGCCGAAGACGUCGUCAACGAUAAGUCCUCCGCUGAAGAGCCAGCGGCUGAGGCAUCUAAGGUUUUAAUCACGGAUGCAUUCGCUGAGGGCCUGUCCAGUCAGGGGAUUGUUACCGAUGCCAGCGCUUCUGAACCCAUCCUUGUGAACGCACAGCAUCCAGAAGACGUCGACCUUCAGACGGCCAAGUCCGACGUACUUACCGAAACGGCCCCAGCUACGGCGGACACUCUUGAGACUUCUGCGUCUUCUUCACUUCCCACUGAGCAACAGCAAGACUUGAUUCCGGCCGAUGAGACUUCCAAGUCUUCCAAAAAGUCGAAGAAGCAGAAGAAGAAGAACAAAAAAGCAGCCGAAGAGAAUGAGCAGGUGUCUGCAAUCAUCAACGAAGAGCCUUCUGCCGAACUCGCAGAUGCUACUCCAUUCAACACAUCAAUUGAUGAGCAGUCCUCUGCCACCCACGUGCAGAAAGCCGAUCAAUCCCAGGCAAUCGAUGUCAAGUCGACAGAUGUCGCUAUAGAAGAGGCAGCUCAAGUGGAACCUCAAACGCCAACAACGAUAGAAAGCCAGGACGAGGCUUUCCUCACACCUCCGCAAGGGCCUGCGACUCCUAUCAGCCCAGACGAGGUUUUCGAGAAUGCCUCUCAGGAGCCGACGCUUGUCGACAGCCAAGCUGACUCGCUUGAGACCAAACCGCAAGAAGCCGUCGCCGAGGACCAGCAGGACCGUGGUCUAGACUCUCCAAUUGAACCCGAAGCACUAUCGUCCAAGAAGAGCAAGAAGAAGGCUAAGAAGGCUGCUGCUGCAGCCGCCGCAGCCGCAGCCGCAGCCGUGACCACGUUGGAGCCAGCUAUUGAGGACGUUACCAAGGAUUCGGACAAGAUGGAUACUAAGGACGAGACGGUUGCGGACGAGCCGAUCACAGACAAGACGAUCACGGACAUUGGAAACUCGAACACGACCAUUUCAGACAAGAUUGGGGAGAUGGAGCAAUCAUCGCAAGAACCCCCCGCGAGCGGCGAAUUCGCUACGGACAGCAAGAUUUCAGAGGAGGCAGACCCAGGACCAACUGUUACCAAAAAGGGAAAGAAGAAGAAGAACAAGGGCAAGAAGUCUUCUACCCUGGACCCGGAGAGUACCCUCGAAAACUCGGCAGAUGUAGCGAAUACAAGAGAACAGUCCGCUUAUUUGACCUCUCCGUCGGGAGAGCUUAGCAGUGACGAAAUCCCCUUCCCGCAAGCAGAUACGUCGACAGAGGCUGAGUGGCCGACUGCUACAACUGCGGGCAAGAAGAAGAGGAAAUCCGUGACCUGGGCACCUGAACUGGAGUCUUUCUCGACCAUUGUUGAGCCUGAGCCUGAAUUGCCUCAUGAAGACGAGAAUGGCUUGGAGACGGCAAGCAACACGGAAAGCGACUCCAUCUUCCAGGCAUCUUCUGCAAUCGAGCCAAGCUCGGUACAGGAUGCGUCAAGGGCAGGGGAGUUGCCCGAAGCAGGCAGUCCAGGCGAUGUUCCGACCUCGCAAGGUUCAAAAGACAACGCCGAUCAACAAACAGCCACAGCUGUGGCGGAGAAGGAUCUCGACUCUGAUGGCCAAGCACAGAUGCACCCUGCAAGCGAGUCCAGUGAGGAGGCCUUGCCCACACUGCAAGACACAACAACGAUCCCCAGCGAUCAUGUUCCGUCAUCUUUUGGGCUGAACACCACGCGGGGAGUCGCAGGCGAGCCAAUGGAUUAUCUGACCCAGGAGCUUUCAACGCCUGCCUCUUCCAGGGACAGCGGCGCAGAGGUGGCCAACGAGAAGGGCGGUGAGACAUCUGAGCGGGAGCACGAGGUGGACGCGGAGCAGGUGGCUAGCGCCCAGGCUGGUGCAACAUCGGACCCCGAAGCUGCGGGCCGCCCUGACACCAUUGACGAACCAUCAGCGGGAUCCAACGCUCAAACGGGAGAGGUCGGCAGCCAGGACCCCGGCCUGCAUGUGGGUGUGGAGUCGAUUGACGACAAAUCACUGGAGAACACGCAAAACGGGCGGAUAGCGGAUGCCCAAGCCGUGGGACCGGCCCUCACCGACUCGGCCCUGGAGCUUCUGGAGGCUGGAGACCCACUUCACACCCCGGUCACAGCCUUGGCGAACCAAGAGACAAACACGGAGAUCCCCCAACCUCUGGGACAGGGCACGCAGGAGGGACAGGUACCCAGUCAGACAUCAUUGGAGGUUGGCAAAAAGUCUGAUGCGGGGAUUACUGACUCUACUGCCGAGACCGAGACCCUUCCGGAAGACGUUCAGCAACUAGACAAAUUCUCAAACGUCGACAAGAAGGAAGAAGAAAAGAAGGACCAGAGAGAGGGAUCUGAAUCUCUCGCCGCCAAUGCUGGAUUCCCGGGUCAGUCAGAUUAUUCGGAAUCUUUGGGUCAACCGAUUUUGCCGGAGCCGCAACUAGAGCCGCUCUCGGAGACUCUUCCCGGCCUUGAACCGACAGGGGACCCGAGUACCACCCAGGACCUGGACCAGACCGAGACACAAGUCGGUCAGGAAGACGACCUUGGUUCUGAGCCCUCAAGCUCGAGCAAGAUGUCCAAGAAGGACAAGAAGAGCAGCAAGAAGAAGACCAAGGCUGCAUCUUCAGAGCCGGUUCCUCAUGAUGAUGUCCAAAUUCUCAGGUCACAGAGUGUGGACGACGGAGCCCCAGCCGUCAAGGCCAUUGACGAAUCAGUCCAACCACCGGAGCAGGCGGGGCCGGAGCCCUCGCCGGAUGUCACGGACGCCCCGGAGGCGACCACCGUAAGAGAAGCCAUCGAGGCUGGCGAGGAUGAAUGGGCAGUUCAACCAGCUGGCAAGAAGAGCAAAAAAGACAAGAAAAAGAAGGAUAUGGCUCAAGCAUCUGCUGUCGUGGAAGAGCAGAGCACUGAGCCUGCGCCUGCAACGCGCGAAUUUGCCUCUGAGCCAGAAGCUCCUUUACAACCUUCAGUAGAUGAAGCCUCCAAGGGUGACAAUACUGGCGACCACAAGCCAACAGAGGAUUCUAGGGACGACCCGGAGAGUGCAGAGCCCCAGAAGAGUGAAGAGGUGCAAGCUCCCGCAGAAAGCACAUCAGAUGACGUUCAAAGUAUAUUACAAUCAACAACAAAGGAGGAGCUGUCAGCCGAACCAGUAGAGGCUGACAUCGGUGACUUCGAGCCGACCAAGAAGAGCAAGAAGGACAAGAAAAAGAAGAAGAAGCAACAAAGCCUUUCAUUAGACGACAGUCAGGAGCUUCCUCAGCCGAAGACUCCGCUAAAGAUAUCUUCCUCUGCUUCACCUGACGACGUCCUCUUACCCGGCGACACAGCACAGAAGCUUUCUCAAGGUGUGCAUGCUUCUUCAGAGACAGUACCCGAAGGCCCGUCAAAGGCCGAUGCUCAGGAUGACUCGACUUUGAAGUCCGAGGAAGCACCACCGACCCAAGACCCAACAGCAACUUUGCAGCCUACCGACCUGGAAGCAGGAGCCUCCCCUACCCCUGCGACUGAAGAAUCCGAAGUCAAGCAGGAGUUACCCUCGGAACCUUCCAUCCAAACCGAUCCUGCUGCAACAACGCUCGAAUCACCUGCAGACAACACCACUCCACUGGUAGAAGAAGAGAUUUUGGCUGUCACCAAGAAGUCCAAGAAGGACAAGAAGAAGAAAGGCCUCGCUCCAGACACCUCCGAUGAGGCGCCAACCAAGCUUGAACCGGAGCUUGUGACUAAGGAGAUUGACCCGUCAAAUGCGACAGAGUCUUCCGAGCCGUCGGCAAUGCCUGCUGUGAUACCAGCCGCAGAAGAGUCAGGCCCCAAGAUUGUGGAGGAGGUAGUUACUACACCACAGGCAACGGUAAACACCAAGCCGCCAGCCAUUACGUCCGGGGGCUUUAUCCCUGAGGACCAAUCGGCAACCACCGUGGAGGAAGAGAUUACCACCUCGAAGGAAUCGAAGAAGGACAAGAAGAAGAACAAGAAGGACGCCGCGCAGGACAUUUCGGAAGACUCUCCUGCUCUAGAGGCAGAACCUGCGCCUGAAUCGACACCAGUGCCACAACCGGAGGGAGGUCGCGAUGAGGCCGUCGUUCCUAGUGACGAGGUGACCACCCAGCCAAAGGACACCUCAGAAGAGUCCACAAUCACGACAGAGCUUCCCAAGCAGCAGACGGAGGUCGAGGAAGGCCCUUUUAAAGGCAUGAGCAACAAACAGAAGAAGAAAAAGAAGGCAGAAAUGGCCGCUGCCGCUACCGCGCUAGCCGUUGCUGCUGAAGGCGCUGCUCAGGAACCCAAGCCUGUUGCCGAAGAACAAGCCGUCAACGUCGCCCCUGCUGCUCUCGAGACCCCUCCUGAGGUGACCGCCACCGAGGACGCUUCUGUGCCCGAGUCACAGCCUGCAGAGGAAAUCAAAAGCGCGGCAGAUGUAUUACCGGAGUCGACAGAGCAGACGAAGUCCGAGGAGGAUCCGUUCAAGGGAAUGAACAAGAAGCAAAAGAAGAAGAAGAUGGCUGAGAUGAAGGCGGCAGCUGAAGCUGCUGAGGCUGCCACCGCUGUUGAGGCUGUCGAGGCCGAGAAGUCCACGGAAGACAACACUGCCGACGAGAAGCCUGUCGAGGCGCAUCCCACAGAGGACUUCCUUGCCGAGGAGAUCCCCACCAAGAAGGAGCCUAUUGAUGAGAAGUCUGCCGACGAGAAGCCUGUCGAGGAGAUCCCCAUCGAGACACGUUCCUCAGACGACACGCCUGCCAAGGAGGUUUCUACUGAGGACAAGUCACUUGUUGGAGACACGACCACUGAUAAGACUCCCAUCGAGACGCCGGUCAAGGAGCAGCCCGCUUCGGGGCCAGAACGCGCAGCGGAACCAGAAGUUGUGCCAGAGGCAGCAUCGGAGCCGGCCAAAGUUGAGGAGGACCCUUUCAAGGGCAUGAACAAAAAGCAAAAGAAGAAGAAGAUGGCCGAGAUGGCUGCCGCUGCCGAGGCUGUCUCGGAGACCCAACGGAUGCCUUCUGAGCCUGCUACAACCGAGGAAGAGACAAAUACUCCAGCCAAACUUCUCGAUGAGGAGCCUGUUGUUGAGGAGUCUACUGCUAAAGAGCCUCUAGCUGAGUCGAAGUCUAUGCCUGUACCAGAGCCCGAGCAGCUUCAAGCCGAUGAGGACCCUUACGCUGGUCUGAGCAAGCAAGAAAACAAGAAGAAAAUGGCUGCUGCACUGCCCGCUGCCGAGGUCAAAGAAAAGGCCGUUGAGGAGGUACCUAACGAAGACAAGGUUACCGUUGAGAUACCUGCGGAGACCACCGUCGAGGAUAAAGCUUUUGAAGAGGAGCCUGCUGACGCCCUGGCUGCCGAGGAGUCACCUGUUCACGACAAACCCACCGAUGAGAAUGCUGUCAAAGACUCGCUUGUUCCAGAGGCGCCUCAGGUCGACGAGGACCCUUUCAAGGGCAUGAGUAAGAAGCAGAAAAAGAAUAAGAUGGCCGAGAUGGCCGCUGUUGCGGAGAUGGCUGCCGUCGCCACUGUUUCUGAGCCCACCACUACUGAGACCUCACAAGUCCCCGUGGAGAAGCCCGAGGAGGUGGCGGUUGAGAGCAAGAUCAUCGAGGAGAUGUCUGCCGAGGCAGCUGCCGAAGAGAAGCCCACCGACAAGUCCGAGCCGGAGCCACCCAUCGUCGAGGAGGACCCUUUCAAGGGCAUGAACAAGAAACAGAAGAAGAAGAGGAUAGCCGAGAUGGCAGCGGCUGCUACUGCUGCAACUGCCGCCGGAGUCAUCGCAUCUGAAAUGAAGGAUAUCCACCACGACAAGGCUGCAGAGGACAAGGCAGACAUCCCAACCGAGCAGCCACCCGCGCUUGAAGCAGAGACUGCCGCGACAUCUGAGGAAGCUCCUAGGGAUGUUGCUCCUGAGCUUCUCGAGGCGAAGGAGGCGCCCGAAAAGACCGAGAGCCAGGUCGACACAUCUGCAAUUGCGGAUGUCAAUGUCGACGACGAGUUCCCGUUGGUCGAGAAGAAGGCGAAGAAAGACAAGAAGAAGAAGAAGGGCAAGGCCUUGGACAUCCUCGAGUCCGACCCCUCGACUGAGAUCAUCGCCCAAGCAGCCGAAUCUCCCUUAGAGCCCUCUACCGAGGCUGUUCCCGAGCCCGCCCCGAACGAUUCUGCCGCCGUCGAGCGCACAGAUGACGCAGUAGAGGAGCCUUCCACACCAGUGCCAAGUGCAACUAUUGAGCAGUCUGCCGAUCGAUCGAUGCAUCCCGAGAAUGCCGAGGCACCUGUUGAUGAGCCAGCCAAAGAGACAAUCGAAGCGGUGGCACCACACGAUCCUCACCCAGCUACCUCUGAGUCUGUGGAGGACGAUUUGUUCCCAAAGAUGUCCAAGAAAGAUAAGAAAAAGAAGAAGGGCAAGCUCCAGGAUGACUCCAAUCCCCCCUCUGGAAACGCGACGCCCGUCGCCUGGGAGACUUCAGACCCUUUUGCUGUAUCUGCCCCCAAUCUUUCAGGAGCACCAGCCGCCACUGCCACCGAUGCUCCCGCACUUGACUCAACUGAGACGGCCAAAAAGACUUCAGUAGAAGUCUUGGAGCCACAAGGUGAUGCCGUCACUGCAGAUGCAGGAGAGACGGCAAAGGUGGAGAGCGAGCUCCCUUCUGCUGUCAAUGAGGCUGAGAAGGUGCCGUCGGCUGAUGCAGAAUUGCCAACGACUAGGGCAGAUGCUACGUCAGCUUCAGCGGAAGACUCUUCCGCCGAGGUUCCUACCGUAGCUUCCGUCGAGACCCCUUUUGAGGCUUCCGCCGAGACUCCAAACCUUGAUGACGAAUUCCCAGCCUUCCAGAAGAAGUCAAAGAAGGACAAGAAAAAGAAGAAGGGGGGCAAGGUUCAAGACGACAUUGACAUCACAUCGGGAACUGCCACUCCAGCUGAAGCAUUUGAAGCUGAGAGUCAGCAAUUGCAGUUGCCCAAUGUCUCUGUCGAGCCGGUCGAGGCUCCUUUAGAUGCCAACUUGCCCGAGUCCAGGCCAAUUUUCGCUUCAACCCAAGAGGUGGAGGAUCGUUCAGUAGCGGAAACUGUCGCACCAGCACAGGUUCCCUCAGCUCAAAUGGACACUGCCAUCGAUCAAGAUUCCAUCGCCAAGGACUCCCAGCUUCCAAUCAACGCACCAUUUGAGGAAGAAUGGCCUGAGGCUGUGCCUGUCAAGAAGUCUAAGAAGGACAAGAAGAAAAAAAAGAAGUCCAUAGCCGAGGAAAAUUUCGAUCUUGUAUCUGGAACCGCCACUCCGAUGGAGACCACCGUCGAAGACACUAAGGGGGAAAUAGCACACGUCGACGACGUUACGACUACCGACAGGUCUCUGGCUUCUGAUGACAAGACAACAUCCGAUAUCCCACUCGCUGAGCCCCAUGUGGAAGCUCCACUUGAGGCCGACCUUGUACAAGCAUCGCUUCAGGAGGCAGUACGGCCUUCGUCAUCACAAGUCUCACAAGAACAGCUGGCGACAGACCUACAGCAACAACCUCCCGCGCACUUAGCCGAACACCACCCUGAGCCAUCAACUUCUUCGAAAUCUAUCGAAAUUGAGCCAGAGAAGGUUGCCGGGGAGACAGUGGCUGCCGAGGAGCCGUCAAAGUUCGUGGUCAAGGAGUCCAAGAAAGGCAAGAAGAAGAGGAAAUCUACCAUGACCGAGCCGGAACCUCCCGUUCCAGCUGCUGAGGAGCAAGUUGCCACAUUGGAACCCUCUGCCACCGAUUUCGUCAACGAGCCAAGCACUACAGAGCCCAUCGUUGAGAGCUCGGCCAUCGAGCCUGCAGAGGAAACGGCCUUGCCUUCUGAGGAGUCGGCUUCGGUGGUUCCGGAGACUGGGCCCGCGGUUGUCCUCACUCAAGAUGCCCAGCCAAGACAAGUGACAGAGUCAGACAAGGCAUUGACCACUCUGGACCUCGAACACGAGCCGAGACCUCUGAACACCCAGUCUGAUGCCACACCUUUGAUUGAGCAAGAAUCCGUGGCUCCAAUCUCAACAGAGAUCCUACCUGAGGCUACCUCUGACCAAAUCCGAUCAAGCAAAACAUCUGACAUCGUGGCCGAGCCAGAGGUCGCAAACCCUGCUGACCUCGAUGAUUUCCUACCUGCGAAGAAGAGCAAGAAGGACAAGAAGAAGAAGAAGCGACAGAGCCUAGCAUUUGACGACAUUGAACCCGAGUCGCCCUUGGCUUCUGGCACCGCAACACCCAAACCUGAGUCGACUGAGCAGCAAGAAACCGAGCAACAUUUGGAUCAGCAGUCUCUUCCAGUAGAAGGACUUACCUCGAGAACUGAGGACUAUGUCUCGACCGAGGAGCCGGCGUUCGCAACAGACAGACCCCUCGAUUCCACUUCUAUUCCUCAGCCUCUGCCCACCUCCGACCCAUCAGCUGGCCCCCAAAUGGUGGACAUCCUGACAACUGAACGCCACGAUGACCUCGAUCAAGCCCGGAUAGUAUCCGAUGACAAGCCAGCUGCUCAAUCAACGCCGCAGCAGAUUGUCGGUGACGGGACAUUCUCUGCUGAUCAGGUGGAUCAUGUCCUGUCUAGCGCUCCAAUCGAUGUGACUGCACAGGAUGACAAGCGCAGCUUGGAGGAAACGACCGCACAAGAUGUCCGUGAAAGUGUGCUCCCUGAGGACCCCGAAGAGACCUUUGUCGUCAAGAAGUCCAAGAAAGACAAGAAAAAGCGCGCCAGCCAGGUGCAGUUCGAGGAGCCGGCCACGCCUGAUCUCGAGACCCUAGAUGCAUCCGAGCAAGCCCUCUCCGCCGCAGAGCCAGCCCCUGAGGCUGUCUCUCGUGGAAUAGUGCAGGGACCCGACGACUUUGACGUUGCGCCGCAAGAACCCAUUGCGGAGGAGGUCGUCUCCAAGAAGUCGAAGAAAGACAAGAAGAAGGCCAAGAGACUUUCUUUCGCGGAUGAGCCAGAGCAGAUCGUUGAGGUGCAGACCAGCGCUCCCGACCUACCUGAAGGCGACUUAGCCGUAAGGAAGGCACCAGAAAACCUCGCAGACACCGUCGCUGAGACUGAUAUUGCGAAGAGCUCUAUGUCUUUGGAAGACCCAAGUUAUCAGACAGCGGCGCUGCUCGAACCAGAAUCAACAACUCAACCCGCCGUUGCUGGCGAUGAUGAAUGGGACAUUCCCGUCACCAAAAAGUCGAAGAAGAGCAAGAAGGGCAAGAAACAGUCAAUUUCGCUGGAUCGCUCCCCCAUUAGCGCCAUCUCACGUCCGGAACAAGAACUGGUUGCGUCUAGACCUAGCCGGCCUGAAGAUACAAAAGACACGGUUGAGUAUUUCGACAGUGCACCGCGCGAAAUCACUCGAAGCCCUUCAGCCCCGCCGCCUCCAGAGACUGCGUCGGCUCUCGAAUCACCUGCGGUCAUUGUCCCCGAGCCUACCGGCGCCAAUGCCCUGUCUCCUACUUCGAACAAGUCAGUAGACAUCGACCUCACUCCAGCACAAGAGACCAGCAACGUCGUCCAUGAGGUGCCUUUCGAUCAGGCAAACAAGCGCAAGAAGAUGAAGACGAGAGAGUUAUCUGAUACUCUCCUUCCUGAACCGAUUGUUAGCUCUAGAGAUGUUGCGGCUGCGUACUUUGACGAACGCGAAACACCAGUCGCGGGCAUCAGUAAGAUUGGAGAUGAGCUUCCCAACCCGGAAGCUGAUCUACCGCGUGAGAAAGAGAGUUCUGAGUCAAGCGUGGGCAAAGAUGAGCCUCUCCGGGAACCAGAGCCGGCUGCAUCACUUGACAUCGCCGCUUCGUACAUGGAGCACAAGUAUGAUCACAAGCCAGAUGAAUCUGUUCAGCCAAUCACACCAGAGAAGAAGGCAUCCGAGCCGUCAUCAGGAAUUAGCGCCGCAAUUGGGGCAGCAGCAGUUGCCGCCGGUGCAGCAGCCCUCGCCAGCAAGUCGAGCAGCGGUAAGAAGAAGAAGGGAAAGAAGUCGAAGUACGAGGAUAAGCGCGCAACGCAAGAAGAAGACAUGUUUGACGAUCCUUCUCUCUGGGAAGGAGCCGAUAGAAAGCAUGUCAGCGAGAUUGCAAGCAAAGAGGUGGAGGAUUUUUGGGGCGGCGGCGAGGAUUCAGCCGAUGACCAGCUGCCUGAGCAAUCAACAAGAACGAGCAUGAUGGCGGACGAUGUCUUUGGCCCCUCACUUCAACAUCAGGAGGGCGCUCCGAUCCAAGCUCAAGAGCCCGGCGCGUUCCCAGUAUCUCGAGGCUUGGACGAAGACGUAUCGAAAGGAAGGUCACAGAAGGAGGAAAGGGCAAAGGAUGUUUUGAGUCUCGCAGCACCACUCAAGGAAAAGGCUCAAGACGACAACGUUGAGAGUCCGAUUCUUGGCAGAGAAAUUGGACCAGAGCAAGCGAGCGAGCCUACUGCCAUGACGACACAACAACGCUCAUUGAGCCGGGGUGCCAGGUCACCCAUGACAAGCACCAUGGUGAGCGAUAUGGACGAAGCAGUCGAUCGUGGGUUCGAGGCCGAGACCCGUCGCGAUCUCUUCGUUGGCCGUUCACCAAACAGCCCGGAACGGACCUUUGAGAUGAGCGGUUUCCGGAGCCCGGUGCCGAGCAUCUUGCCGCCUGUUCAAGAGGAGGGUCACGAUGGAAGCGAUAUUGAGCCUCGAUUGUUGUACAGACCUGCUUCUCGCACAACCUCGGGCUCACCAGACCCAACCCGAGACAGCGGGUUUGUACCCAGCUCACCUCAUCCGCUCAGAAGGGGAGGUUUCGAUAAUGAGGAGCAACGGGACAGCGGUGUUCAUCUUCGGGACUGGCAGGAGCAAAGAUCACCAGGCCGAGAUGGACAACGGACACCCGAGUUGAGGGUUCACAGAAGCGAAAGACGACGAUCUCGAGAGCUGGAGAGAGCAAAGUCGCCGGAGAAGACAUUAUUCGAAGGAGAGGCUCGUGAUCACCCACUUUCCAGGACACCGGUCCUGCGAGAACCUGCAGGACGGGAGUUGACUCCAGAGCCGCAAAAACACAAACGGGGCAUCAGCCCAGAGCUCGAGCGACGAAGAAACAAGUAUCAGGACCUUGCGUCGGCUGCCUUGGCUGGUGCAGCAAUCAGCAGCACUGUCUCGUCACCACGCAGCACUCCGCCACCAGGCAAUCGCAGCGUUUCCGACAGGGUCGCACGCCUGCAGUCUCCGGCACCUACAGCUACAGAGCCUAUAGCGCGCAGAUCCAUGUCCAACAGCAGCCUGUCACGACACCGGCGGGCGACUGGGGCGCUAACGCCAGAACCACUAAAGUUCCGGCCUGAGAGCCCAGGCAUCCAACGGUCAGGCACCGCCACCCCGCCUCUUCGCCGGGUCGACAGGCGUGUAAGCGGAGACCUACGAUCCAUCAGCCAACGAAGUCAGCUUGACCUCAACAAGGACCCCAAGGACCCGACCAGCUCCUCCAACACCCCCGUCGCCAACGAAGGUCGUGUCCGUACCAAGGACAUGGCCGACGUCUUUGAUGGAUUCGGUGAAGGCCGCAUCGGCUCUCCCCGAUCGCCUACCCGUCCACACAGCAUGCGGCGUCGCCAGAGCAUGCAAGUCCUCGAGCUCGAGUCUCGCGUCGAACAAUUGAUGGCCGAGAACCGGAUGCUCACAGACUCCCGAUCCCACACCGACACCCAGAACAAGAACAGAGACUCUGGCAUUCUGGCAGAGCGCGAUGCCGAAAUCGACGUCCUCAAGCAAUCGCUUGAGUUUCUACAAAAGGAGGUUGCCCGAUUGACAGAGGUCAACGAGGGCUUGAAUAGCGCCAAUACCCAACUUGCUGCCCAACACAAUGAGCGUUACCGAUCAUUGGAGACCCAGCACUUUGACGCCUCGCGGCAAUUGGAGCAAGCGCGCACCGAGCAUAAUCACUUCCAGGAGUCACUGCUGCAAAAGGAUGCAGAAAUUGGCCGCCUGCGCUCCGAACUCGACGCGGCCAAGGAUAAGAUCCGACAGAUGCAGCGCCAGAUCCUGGCAUCCAAGGGCGCUGACAGCGACUUCCUCAAUGUCAAGGACGUCGACCACUUUGACCACAGAUGUCAGCAACUCUGCUCUCACGUACAGCAGUGGGUUCUGCGCUUCUCCAAGUUCUCCGACAUGCGCGCCUGCCGCAAGACAAACGAGAUCAAUGACGAAAAGGUCAUUGACCGUCUCGACAACGCCAUCCUGGAUGGCACCGACGUGGAUACUUAUCUCGGCGACCGUGUCAGGCGCCGAGAUGUCUUCAUGUCCAUGACGAUGAACAUGAUUUGGGAGUUUGUGUUCACUCGCUACCUCUUUGGCAUGGACCGCGAGCAGCGACAAAAGCUCAAGUCGCUGGAAAAGCUGCUUACCGAGGUCGGCCCUCCCCCGGCCGUUCGACAAUGGCGCGCCGUCACCCUGACGUUGCUCUCCAAGCGCCCCAGCUUCAAGCACCAGCGCGACCUCGACACCGAGGCCGUGGUCCAGGCCAUUUUCCAAACGCUGUCCAGGGUCCUCCCUCCCCCUUCCAACCUGGAGGACCAGAUCCAAUCACAGCUGCGCCGCGUGAUGCGGGAGGCCGUCGACCUCUCCAUCGAAAUGCGCACCCAGCGUGCCGAGUACAUGAUGCUCCCGCCGCUGCAACCAGAGUACGACGCCGACGGCGAGCUCGCCGACACGGUCACGUUCAACGCGGCGCUCAUGAACGAGCGCAGCGCCGACAAGUCGGCUACCAACGAGGCUCUCGAGGCCCAGAGCGCCGUCGUGCGCAUCGUACUGUUCCCGCUCGUCGUCAAGAAGGGUGAUGACGGCGGCAACAAUGACGACGAGAUUGUUGUGUGUCCUGCCCAGGUACUGGUGGCUCGGUCCAAGGGCAAGUCCGUUAGGCUGUUUACGCCCGGGAGCGACGCUGGCGGUGCGUCGCUCAGCGGGCAGACGGCAGCCACGCGCAGCGAUCUCAGCAUGGGUACUUUCUUGCCUGAUCAAGCCUCCAACUUGCGGUAA
Messenger RNA from Colletotrichum godetiae, 25575 nucleotides. RefSeq lists its product as uncharacterized. The record is from RefSeq and is a predicted model, not a curated record. Bases 301 to 25575 code for a protein of 8424 amino acids. Lineage: Eukaryota; Fungi; Ascomycota; Sordariomycetes; Glomerellales; Glomerellaceae. The transcript is spliced from 6 exons.